This is a messenger RNA of Thrips palmi, 570 nucleotides long. RefSeq names its product 40S ribosomal protein S25 (gene RpS25). Lineage: Eukaryota; Metazoa; Arthropoda; Insecta; Thysanoptera; Thripidae. The transcript is spliced from 4 exons. The coding region runs from base 151 to 507 and encodes 118 amino acids. Gene Ontology annotation, cellular component: cytosolic small ribosomal subunit. The record is from RefSeq and is a predicted model, not a curated record. Gene Ontology annotation, molecular function: structural constituent of ribosome.
GCGCCUCCUAGCGGCCAAACCUCGCGCUGGCCACCGUGUAAAACCCUGGCCGAACAUUAUUUCUCGCCUCAUAGCCAGCCAGAACUCCCCACCCUCUCUCCCGGCGUUUUGUCUUUUCUUCCGUUUCCCCUCACGCAGGGAGUCGUCAUCAUGCCACCCAAGAAGGACGCGAAGGGAGCUGCCUCCAAGCAGCCCGCCAAGACCCCCAAGAAGAAGGAGGGAGGAGGUGGCAAGGCCAAGAAGAAGAAGUGGUCAAAGGGAAAAGUCCGUGACAAGCUUAACAACCAGGUCCUUUUCGACAAGGCCACUUAUGAUAAACUUCUCAAGGAAGUCCCCGCUUACAAGCUCAUCACACCCUCUGUUGUGAGCGAAAGGUUAAAGAUUCGAGGAUCUCUUGCUAGGAAAGCCCUUGAUGAACUUCUCCAAAAGGGUCUGAUUAAACAAGUUGUUCAGCAUCAUGCCCAGCUGAUCUACACCAGAGCUACAAAGGGAGACGAUCCUGCGUAAUUUUACUUUUCUUUAUAUACGUAAUGAUGUUAUUUAUUAAUAAAUAAAUAUUGUCAUUGCCAA